Lodderomyces margitis is the source of this 1596-nucleotide messenger RNA. It is a transcript of the gene SGA1, whose product is annotated as glucan 1,4-alpha-glucosidase. The transcript has a single exon. Gene Ontology annotation, molecular function: glucan 1,4-alpha-glucosidase activity. The record is from RefSeq and is a predicted model, not a curated record. Gene Ontology annotation, biological process: polysaccharide metabolic process. Lineage: Eukaryota; Fungi; Ascomycota; Pichiomycetes; Serinales; Debaryomycetaceae. Bases 1 to 1596 code for a protein of 531 amino acids. Gene Ontology annotation, cellular component: fungal-type vacuole.
AUGAUCAGGGCCCAGUUGUGGCCAUAUCAAAUCUUGCCAGUAACACUGAUAAUUGAAGGAUACCGAGAGUUUCUCAAGUACAUUUUUGGAGUGAAUGAUGGCAAUAGCCAUAUCGGGUCUACAGAACCACUUCCACCAACCACACCGGUAGCCACAGCAACUUCAUCAACAGACAUACCUCCUACUACUCCACCUCAAUUUGAAUCAUGGCUUGAAAUACAACAGAAUAUAUCAUUUCAUGCUAUUCUAAAGAAUAUAAGUCCAGAUGGAGUCAUUGUUGCAUCACCAUCGAAGCAAAAUCCCAAUUAUUACUACCAGUGGAUUAGGGAUUCUGCAAUCACUAUACGGACGCUAAUUUCAUACCUUGAAGACCACCACUAUGACGAAACAGAGAUAUUACCCCUGGAUUUACACAGCCAGGUGCUGAACUUGAUUGAGUUGUACAUUUUGAAUAAUUACCAAUUACAAAGAACACCAAACAAGCUGGGCGAUUUCACUACUUUGGCGGGUUUGGCCGAACCUAAGUUUAAUGUGGAUAUGACUGCUUUUGAUGAACCUUGGGGAAGACCACAACGCGAUGGACCUGGAUUGCGAGCAAUUACAAUAAUUCAGUUUAUUGAUUACUUGAACCGCACUGACAGCCAAGUGAAGCAUCCUGAUUUGCAUGAUUUGAAAUAUAUUUACCAAGAGAUUAUUAAGCCCGAUUUACAGUAUAUUUGUCGGUAUUGGAGAGAGUCUGGGUUUGAUUUAUGGGAAGAGGUUGAUUCAAUUCACUUUUUCACGUCAAUGGUUCAGUUGAAGGCUUUGCAAAUGGGUAUUCGAUGGUCAAAAUAUUUCCAAGAGGAGGAUGAUGCUUUUUCAGCAAUGUUGAUUGAUUCGUUUAACGUCCUUAAGUGGUAUGUCGAAGAUGGGUUUGGAUUUGAUUCACUUGGUUCCAAUCACAUAAUUGAAAGUCCGCAAUUGUUGCAUUCGGGUGAGAGACUGGGGUUGGAUAUAGCUACAAUAUUGGCGGUGAUUUAUUCUCAUGAAAAUGAUGAUAAAGAGCAACGAAUUGACGAACCAAAUGUGGUUCCAUUCAAUGUGUUUGAUACUCAUGUACUAAACUCAAUCAGUGGGUUGAUCAUUGAUAUGAGACAACGAUAUCCAAUAAAUAGAGAUCGUUUUGGUGUUGCAUUAGGGAGGUAUCCUGAAGAUAUCUACAAUGGUAUUGGUACUUCAGAAGGCAAUCCGUGGUUCAUAUCUACAUCCACCGCCAGCGAAUUUAUCUACCAGUUCAUCUAUAACCUCCACACUCAGAAAUCUAAUUUAGUAAUCAAUGAUGCAAAUCGACAAUUCUUCCAACCAUUGAUAAAUGUCACUGGAACUGAAUAUAUAUUCGAGUACAACUCAACUGAUUUCAAUUCCUUGAUUAAGAAGUUAACAGCUUAUGCCGAUUCGUUCCUUGAUGUUGUUCGUACCCACACUGAUUCGCAGGGCCGGAUGUCGGAACAGUUCAACAAGAAUACUGGGUUCAUGCAAGGGGCAAAUGAGUUGACCUGGAGUUAUAGUGCAGUGUGGAAUGCAAUCCGUUGGAGAAGGAAAGCCCUCGCUAUAUAA